Molecule: messenger RNA, 1091 nt
Organism: Trichomycterus rosablanca
Lineage: Eukaryota; Metazoa; Chordata; Actinopteri; Siluriformes; Trichomycteridae
Gene: gja1a
Product: gap junction protein alpha 1a
Exons: 1
Coding region: 1-1077 (358 amino acids)
Biological process (GO): cell communication by electrical coupling; cell-cell signaling; heart development
Cellular component (GO): connexin complex
Molecular function (GO): gap junction channel activity
Source: RefSeq, a predicted model, not a curated record
AUGGGUGACUGGAGCACCUUGGCAAAGCUCCUCGAUAAAGUGCAGGUCUACUCGACGGCCGGUGGCAAGCUCUGGCUCUCGGUGCUCUUCAUCUUCCGCAUCCUGGUCCUGGGGACGGCCGUGGAGUCGGCGUGGGGCGACGAGCAGUCGGCCUUCAAGUGCAACACGCUGCAGCCCGGCUGCGAGAACGUCUGCUACGACAAGUCCUUCCCCAUCUCGCACGUGCGCUUCUGGGUCCUGCAGAUCAUCUUCGUCUCCGUGCCCACGCUCCUCUACCUCGGCCACGUGCUCUUCCUCAUGCACAAGGACGAGAAGAUGAAGAAGAAGGAGGAGAGGCUGAGGAGCGCCGAGCGCGAGGGGAGCAACGUCCACGCCCGACUACACAAGAUCUGGGCCAAGAAGUUCAAGUACGGACUGGAGGAGCCGGGCAAGAUCAAGAUGAGAGGAGCCCUGUUCUACACCUACGUCAUCAGCGUGGUGUUGAAAUCGGUCCUGGAGGUGGCGUUUCUUCUCAUCCAGUGGUACCUUUACGGGUUCCGCUUGUCCUCCGUUUACACGUGCGAGAGGUUCCCGUGCCCGCACAAGGUGGACUGCUUCCUGUCCCGUCCGACGGAGAAGACCGUCUUCAUCCUCUUCAUGCUGGUCGUGUCGCUUCUGUCGCUCGGGCUGAACGUCUUCGAGUUCUUCUACGCCAUCUUCAAGAGGAUAAAGGACAAGUUCAAGGAAGCCGGAGGGCACCUGGACAGCACCGGUGCAUUCACGCCGUGUCCCCGUGAGGAACUCUCCGGCUUCGGGUACCGCUGCUCGGCCCCGGUGUCCAACCUGGGCUACAACCUGGACUCGGCGGAUAAAUCCAACUCCUCCGAUAACUUCGACAAACAAGCUAACGAGCAGAACUGGACUAACUUCAGUACCGAGCAGAACCAGCUGGGUCAGGGCGGGUACUGUCCGGCGCAUGGGUUCGGCUAUUCGCCCAAACUGCCGCUGGGUAAAGAGCUCAUACUCCUCAAACAGCUCGAACCUCGGCCGCAGAGCCGCUCCAGCAGCCGCGCCCGGCCGGACGACCUGGACAUUUAGGAGUCUGAAUAUCA